Messenger RNA from Stomoxys calcitrans (stable fly), 1758 nucleotides. RefSeq lists its product as uncharacterized. The record is from RefSeq and is a predicted model, not a curated record. Bases 334 to 1545 code for a protein of 403 amino acids. The transcript has 3 exons. Lineage: Eukaryota; Metazoa; Arthropoda; Insecta; Diptera; Muscidae.
UGAAUAGUUUGCUUCAGUUGUUUGGCGAUGGUUCAACCGAUUGGUGGUCCCCACCGCAAUCAUACAAUUUACGAAUUUUAAAUACUACGAUAGACGAUAGUACACGAGUACAUGUUUACAUCAUUAUUGUUUACUUUUAUACCACCAGAAGAAGUCACUUAAUCGAUAUUGUACCACUCAAAUACACGUUGGCCUUGCCAUUAGUCAGCCGGUCGGUUAGGUGUUCGGUCAAGUGUUGCGCAAAGAAGGCAGGGCACAUCAUACGCUCAUCUCUGCUCAUGGUUUAGUGAAAGAAAAAAAUAAUAAUAAUAAAAAAUAUUAACAAAAAGCAAAAUGGAGCUGUCUAAGGAAAAAUUAAUUUCAAGAGAAAAACAUAAAGUUGAACUAACUUCGGGUACUAUAUAUGGUGCUGAUGACGAUGAUAGUAAUUCACCAGCGGAUAGUACAUGCUCCAAUGAAUCUAAAUUCGCGGCAGAACACCCCGAAGCGGAGGCAUAUUUACAGCAUUUAUUGAAUGAUGGCUGCAAUGAGGGGGACAGUGGUUACGACAUGGAAUUGCCGCCAUGGUAUGAUGAUAAAUUAUUUAAACAAGGUCAAAGCUUUAUGCAGAAAUAUCGUUUUGUCAUACAAAGCGGUAUGCUAUCUGGUCUCGUUGCUGUUCUGGCCAUCCCCUCGAUAUUGAAGAUUCUUAUCUGCACGCGACAAUCAUCGACGCCCACAACGGCUUACAAACGAUACGUACGUACCAUGCAGCACACAAAUGCUUGGUACAAAUAUUCGGCGACAGAUAAAAAUUCCAAAUUUUGGACUAGUUUGCGAGCGGUACGCAAAGCUCAUAGCCGUUCGAGUAGAGCAUGUGCCAAACUGGCAGCAGGACAGAUUACCCAAAAGGACCUAGCACUGACGCAGUUUGGUUUCAUUGGAUUUCUCAGUUUGGGUGCUCAUCGCAUACAGCUGUACGACGAGCAAUUCCUGGAGGCCACCUCACAUAUGUGGCGAGUUUUGGGCUAUCUGCUAGGCAUCAAAGAUGAGUAUAACAUAUGUGGUCGAAAUUGGGCCGAGUCCAAGUUGCGUCUGGACAUAGUCAUGCGUAAAGUUUACGAACCAGCUUUGGAGAAUACUACGACGGAGUUCUAUGAUAUGGCUAAGGCUUUAUUGGAUGGCUUGUGGCAUAUUAAUACCACCCUAACGGUUGGCUCCUUCAUCUUUUUCACCAAACGUUUGUGCUAUGUGCGUGGUUAUGAAUAUUUCGAUUUUGAUGACAGACCUGGCAGACAGCGCGAUCCUGAGCAGCGCUUGUAUUACAAGGAUAUGAGUUGGAUUGAUCGCUUUAUUGUUUUCUAUGGCCUCCUAAUGGUUACCUAUUUGCACAAAUAUGAUAUUUUUCGUUGGUAUUUGAACUUCCGCACCUGGUUAAAUGAGCAACUAAUAGAAUAUUUCCCUUACGUCGCCAUUUUGAAAUUUGGACCCAAGUGGGCGUUUGUGCGCAUCUUCAAUGGCCGAGGUGGAGAAAACGAGUUUGAAUAUCAUUUGAAGGAGGAAUAACUUGCACAAGUGUGUAAGACUAAUCAAUCCCAUGGCAGCCGAUUGUACGUACCGGACUGACCCGAUGGAAUCCUUCAUCGGCAAGGGCUCUCGCCUCCGUGUACAACACACUGCUACAACAACAACUAUUUUCUAAUGUUAUUGUCUAUAUUUUAAAUUAUUAUUAUUUAUAUUAUUUGUAAAUAAAAUAUACAAAAUUUUAUAAAAAUUUAA